Messenger RNA from Fonsecaea multimorphosa CBS 102226, 1254 nucleotides. RefSeq lists its product as uncharacterized. The transcript has 6 exons. NCBI's taxonomy places the organism in Eukaryota, Fungi, Ascomycota, Eurotiomycetes, Chaetothyriales, Herpotrichiellaceae. The record is from RefSeq and is a predicted model, not a curated record. Bases 1 to 1254 code for a protein of 417 amino acids.
AUGGCGUCCGCAUCGGAAAAGUACUACAUUAAAGAUGCAAUCACGAAACCAGCCAUCCACCACGAGUCAUUUCAGAAACUAUGGGAGACCAAAUGGAAGGGACCUUGUGCAAUGGGUGUCUAUCCAUUCAUGUUCGGCAGCAUCAAGGACUUUGAGCCGAUUGCGGAGGAGAUCAUCAAGAGAGGCUUGAAAGAGCCGUACGACUGGGAUGAGUACGCCCAGAUAUAUUUCCCCAAGGCCGAAGAACUCAGCAAGAUUGCCGAAGAGGCGGAGAAGGCGGGUGAGAUAGAGAAGGCCUCAGAGUAUUAUCUGCGGAGCUCUGCUGUCUACCGUGUCUCGCGCUUCCCUACACCCCGGGGGGAGAAGCAAAAAUAUGCCUGGACGAUCGGGAAAGAGAUGUUCUACAAGGGCACAGCUCUGUUGGAGCAUCCUAUCAAAGAGGUCCGGAUCCCUCACAAGCAUGCCAUCCAAGGGGAGGGUGAUGUCGUUCCGGUCAACUUUCUCGUCCCUCCGAAUGCUUCCCCUCAGUCUCCCGCUCCGUGCGUCCUCAUCAUCACCGGGCUUGACGGCUAUCGAACCGAACUGGCAGUGUGGCAGGAGGGCUUCCUUCAGAAAGGGGUGGCUACGAUCGUCGCCGAGAUCCCAGGCACUGGCGACUCACCGGCCCUUCGUCAGGAUCCCACAAGCCCUGACCGUCAAUGGUCCAGCGUGCUGGACUGGAUUGACACGCAAAAGGAAAUCGACAGCAAGAAGAUCAUUGCCUGGGGCUUCUCGACUGGUGGCUACUACUCGCUUAGACUAGCCCACACCCACCAUGACCGACUCUUCGCCAGCAUCAGCUUGGGCGGCGGAUGCCAUCACAUGUUUGACCGGGAGUGGCUCGAAAAUGUGAACAAACUGGAAUACCCUUUCGAUCUCGCCACUACUUUGACGUACAAAUUCGGCUACCCCGACCUGGAAUCCUUCAUCCAAGACGCUGGAAAAUUCUCGUUAUUGAAUGACGGCACCCUGGAAAAACCGUGUACCAAGGUAUUGCUGGUAAAUGGAAACGACGACGAAAUCUUUCCGAUUGAUGACCUGUUUGUGGCUCUUGAACAUGGCGGACCGAAGCUGGCAAGAAUGGUCAAGGGCAAAAAGCACAUGGGAGAACCGGACAGUUUCUUCAUAAUCUUGAAGUGGAUCUAUGGAGUACUUGGCAUCCAAGGCAACAUAAUGGACCAGAUGAAGCUGUUGCCCUCGCGCACCAAGUAUUAG